This is a messenger RNA of Myripristis murdjan (pinecone soldierfish), 1773 nucleotides long. RefSeq names its product RAD52 homolog, DNA repair protein (gene rad52). Gene Ontology annotation, cellular component: nucleus. Lineage: Eukaryota; Metazoa; Chordata; Actinopteri; Holocentriformes; Holocentridae. The record is from RefSeq and is a predicted model, not a curated record. The transcript is spliced from 12 exons. The coding region runs from base 134 to 1555 and encodes 473 amino acids. Gene Ontology annotation, biological process: mitotic recombination; double-strand break repair via homologous recombination; DNA recombinase assembly.
GCAGCAUCGACUCCACCCACUGGUCGGUGACGUCACGCGCUAAGCGGGAAGUUCAGUUUUUCCUUCAACAACAAAGUGCUCCAGUUACCAAACUCAAAGACUCUGGAGCAGGACGCCGGAGCGGAGCUGCGCCAUGAUGCCCGGUGACAACGAGGAGAGGAGCCUCCCGGCGGCCGGGGGCUUCGGACAGCACAACUUCACGGCUGAAGAGUACCAGGCGGUUCAGAACGCCCUGCGGCAGAAACUGGGCCCCGAAUACAUCAGCACCAGGAUGGCAGGAGGCGGACAGAAGGUGUGCUAUAUCGAGGGGCAUCGUGUCAUCAGCCUGGCCAACGAGAUGUUUGGCUACAACGGAUGGUCUCACUCCAUCUCCCAGCAGAACGUCGACUUUGUGGACCUCGUCAACGGCAAGUUUUACGUCGGAGUCAGUGCGUUUGUCAAAGUGCAGUUAAAGGACGGCUCGUUCCAUGAAGAUGUGGGCUACGGGGUGAGCGAGGGCCUGAGGUCGAAAGCUCUGUCCCUGGAAAAAGCGAGGAAGGAAGCCGUCACCGAUGGAAUGAAGAGAGCACUGAAAUGCUUCGGCAAUGCCCUUGGAAACUGCAUCCUGAAUAAAGAAUACCUCAUAGCCAUCAACAAGAUCCCCAAACAGCCUUCACCUCCUCUUGACCCAGCCCAGACCAAGCGCUCUGACCAUGAGCCUUUAGUGGAGAAGGCUCGUUUCUCCAGCCUGGCCCGGGAUGAGAAGGUUGGGUCUGCGGUGGGUUCGACAACAAAGGCCGCGCUGGAGCCCAAAGUCCUCAACCAGAACCAGAACCAGAGCUGUUCAGCAGGUCAUGGGAGUGGCACCGAAGCCGGGACACCCCUCUGUCACCCAUCUGGUGUUGGCCCUGCCCCUGUACAUUCAUCAGCCGAGAUGGACAGGAAGAAUGACAACGUCGGUCCCAGGCCUGCGCGGGACUCGGUGGGUGUCGUCCCGUCUGAAGCACACACAGACCCCAAACAGCAGAGGAAGCUCCGGCAGCAGCAGCUCCAGCAGAAGUUCAGGCAAGAGAUGGAAGCUAAGAAGGUGCAACAGGGCCAAGCCAAGUCUGAGGAUGUAGAGAUUCCUGUUGGACGAGCAUCCAUUGGAGGUCCUGUGAGCCCCCCUGGCAAGGUAGCUGCAUCGAGGUUUGGCCACAGCCCCCCAGCUGGACACAGAGAGCCGAGCAGUAGGGAUGAAUAUUUAGCAGAUGAUCACGAGCUGUGGGAUUUCACUCUGGACGGGAUUGAGGAGUUGGACGCCCCCGCCGGAGCGCCGCAAUCAGGAGCCUCCAAGCCCAGCACACCCAGGAGUCACCAGAUGCAGACACGCAGUAAGACCCCUCAGAGGGACCCGUCCCACCCACUGAGGCCGCCGGGCAGACCUCACAACGAGGCGCCGUCGAGCAUCAGAGGACAGGACAACCACUGCCAAUACAAACCUCCAUAUCAGAAUCAUCACCAGGCAAGGCCAGGUGAGGCCUCAAGUCCAUACAGACAAGGGCAGUACAUGAAAAAACGCAAACUGAACCCUUGAAAAUGUUUCACUACCUCCUUGCAACCUUUUCCACAGUCUAGCUUUGUUUUUAAUGUUAAUUUUCUAUUUAUUUCAAUGUAUACAUCCACGAGUUUAUAUUGUAAAAUUGUGUCUUACUGCAGUAUGUCAACCAUUUGUAAAAAGUCAACCGUUUCUAAAAAUUCUGACAUUUCUGGUGUUGUACAAAAAAUAAAAGCCAUUUGUCUUUUUGAAAGUGA